AGGAAGCCAGUCGAGAUGGAGAGCUACCUGAAGGAGAACUUUGGGGGCGUGAAGGCGAAGCACUCGUCGGACGAGGCGCUGGGCCGAUGGCGCAGCGUCGUCGGCGUCGUCAAGAACCCCACGCGGCGGUUCCGCUUCACCGCCAACCUCGACAAGCGCUCCGAGGCCGCCGCCAUGAAGCGCUCCAACCAGGAGAAGCUCCGCGUCGCCGUCCUCGUCUCCAAGGCCGCGCUCCAGUUCAUCCACGGCCUCCCGCCGCAGGCCGACUACGCGGUCCCCGCCGCCGUCGCGGCGGCGGGCUUCGGCGUGUGCGCGGAGGAGCUGAGCUCCGUCGUGGAGAGCCACGACGUGAAGCGCCUCAAGUCCCACGGCGGGGUGGAGGGCGUCGUGUCCAAGCUCUCCACAUCGGCGUCCGACGGCCUCCCUGCGUCGGCGCGCAAGCUGGCUACGCGCCAGGAGCUCUUCGGCGUCAACCGGUUCGCGGAGGCCGAGCCCCGCAGCUUCUGGGUCUUCGUGUGGGAGGCGCUCCAGGACAUGACGCUCAUGAUCCUCGCCGCCUGCGCGCUCGUCUCCCUCCUCGUCGGCGUCGCCACCGAGGGCUGGCCCCACGGCGCGCACGACGGGCUCGGCAUCGUCGCCAGCAUCCUCCUCGUCGUCUUCGUCACCGCCACCAGCGACUACCGCCAGUCGCUGCAGUUCAAGGACCUCGACAAGGAGAAGAAGAAGAUCACCGUGCAGGUCACCCGGGGCGGGUACCGGCAGAAGCUCUCGAUCUACGACCUCCUCGUCGGCGACAUCGUCCACCUCUCCAUUGGAGAUCAGGUGCCUGCCGACGGGCUGUUUGUGUCCGGGUUCUCGCUGCUCAUCAACGAGUCGAGCCUCACUGGCGAGAGCGAGCCCGUCGCCGUCAACGCCGAGAACCCGUUCCUGCUGUCGGGGACCAAGGUGCAGGACGGCUCGUGCAAGAUGCUCGUCACCACCGUCGGCAUGAGGACGCAGUGGGGCAAGCUGAUGGCCACCCUCAGCGAGGGCGGCGACGACGAGACGCCGCUGCAGGUCAAGCUCAACGGCGUCGCCACCAUCAUCGGCAAGAUCGGCCUCAUCUUCGCCGUCGUCACGUUCGCCGUGCUCACCCAGGCCCUAUUCUGGCGCAAGGUCUCCGACGGCUCCUACUUCAGCUGGACCGGGGAUGACGCGCUGGAGCUGCUCGAGUUCUUCGCCAUCGCCGUCACCAUCGUCGUCGUCGCCGUCCCCGAGGGCCUGCCGCUCGCCGUCACGCUCAGCCUCGCGUUCGCCAUGAAGAAGAUGAUGAACGACAAGGCGCUCGUCCGCCACCUCGCCGCCUGCGAGACCAUGGGAUCCGCCACCUCCAUCUGCAGCGACAAGACCGGCACGCUCACCACCAACCACAUGACCGUCGUCAAGGCCUGCAUAUGCGGCAAGGUCAAGGACGUGGGCAGCUCAUCGGCGGAGACCAAGACCUUGACCUCCGACCUGCCGAGCUCCGUCGUGGCGAUGCUCCUGCAGUCCAUCUUCAACAACACCGGCGGCGACGUCGUCGUCAACCAGGACGGCAAGCGCGAGAUACUGGGCACGCCCACCGAGACCGCCAUCCUGGAGUUCGGGCUGUCGCUGGGCGGUGACUUCUCCACCGUCCGCAAGGCGAGCACCCUCAUCAAGGUCGAGCCGUUCAACUCGGCGAAGAAGAGGAUGGGGGUGGUCAUCCAGCUCCCCGGCGGCGCUCUGCGAGCUCACUGCAAGGGCGCGUCAGAGAUCAUCCUGGCAUCGUGCACCAAGUACAUGGACGAGCACGGCAACGUCGUCGAGCUUGACGGCGCAACCGUGGAUCACCUAAAGGCUACCAUUGACAGCUUCGCCAACGAGGCGCUUCGCACGCUGUGCCUUGCCUACAUCGACGUCGACGAGGGGUUCUCGGCAAACGAUCAGAUUCCAAUGGAUGGGUACACCUGCAUUGGCAUUGUGGGGAUCAAGGACCCUGUCCGUCCUGGCGUCAAGGAAUCGGUCGCCAUCUGCAGGUCAGCAGGCAUCACCGUCAGGAUGGUUACGGGUGACAACAUCAACACGGCCAAGGCGAUUGCGCGGGAAUGCGGCAUUUUGACUGAAGGUGGCGUUGCCAUUGAAGGACCAGACUUCAGAGUCAAGAGUGAAGAAGAAUUACAGGAACUGAUACCGAAAAUACAGGUGAUGGCAAGGUCUUCGCCACUUGACAAGCACACAUUGGUCAAGCAUCUUCGGACUACAUUUGAUGAAGUUGUCGCGGUGACUGGUGAUGGCACAAAUGAUGCACCUGCACUUCAUGAAGCUGAUAUUGGGCUUGCAAUGGGCAUUGCUGGAACUGAGGUCGCAAAAGAGAGUGCCGAUGUUAUCAUUCUUGAUGACAACUUCUCCACUAUAGUCACUGUUGCUAAAUGGGGUCGAUCAGUGUACAUCAAUAUUCAGAAGUUUGUGCAGUUUCAGCUGACAGUAAAUGUGGUUGCUCUCGUUGUAAACUUCUCCUCGGCUUGCUUGAUAGGGAGUGCUCCUCUUACUGCUGUGCAAUUGCUCUGGGUCAACAUGAUCAUGGACACACUAGGCGCAUUAGCAUUGGCCACAGAACCUCCAAACAAUGAGCUGAUGAAGAGAACUCCGGUUGGGAGGAAAGGAAACUUCAUCAGCAACAUCAUGUGGAGGAACAUCAUGGGACAGGCCAUCUACCAGUUCCUUGUGAUCUGGUAUCUGCAGGCUGAAGGGAAAUGGCUCUUCGGAAUCAAGGGUGACAACUCCGAUCUAGUCUUGAACACAAUCAUCUUCAACUGCUUCGUAUUCUGCCAGGUUUUCAAUGAGGUGAGCUCAAGGGAGAUGGAGAGGAUAAACGUCUUCGAGGGCAUCCUAGACAACAACGUGUUCGCCGCCGUCCUCGGCAGCACCGUGGUCUUCCAGUUCAUCAUCAUCCAGUUCCUCGGCAGCUUCGCGAACACGACCCCUCUCACGUUCACGCAGUGGAUCGCCUCCAUCUUCAUCGGCUUCAUAGGCAUGCCGAUCGCCGCCGCGGUGAAGAUGGUCCCGGUCGAUUCCGUGUAGGAAACACAGCUAGUUCCUGUCAGAAUUCAGAAACUGAAGCCCGGCAAUUUUGGCCGUUGCCAUUUGCAUAACAUAGCUUGCUUUCCCUGUGUAAUGCAUUUAGGUGAGUCACUGAAAAUUUACAUUGCUUUUGAUAUAGAGGUUGAGCCAGGGUAACGGGCCUGAUUAUUCAAAGUGUUGAUGUUGAAUAG
Molecule: messenger RNA, 3272 nt
Organism: Setaria italica (foxtail millet)
Lineage: Eukaryota; Viridiplantae; Streptophyta; Magnoliopsida; Poales; Poaceae
Product: calcium-transporting ATPase 2, plasma membrane-type
Exons: 6
Coding region: 16-3081 (1021 amino acids)
Biological process (GO): calcium ion transmembrane transport
Cellular component (GO): membrane; intracellular membrane-bounded organelle
Molecular function (GO): ATP binding; ATP hydrolysis activity; P-type calcium transporter activity
Source: RefSeq, a predicted model, not a curated record